Messenger RNA from Cebus imitator (Panamanian white-faced capuchin), 4017 nucleotides. RefSeq names its product inhibitory synaptic factor 2A (gene INSYN2A). Gene Ontology annotation, biological process: inhibitory postsynaptic potential. The record is from RefSeq and is a predicted model, not a curated record. The transcript has 4 exons. Gene Ontology annotation, cellular component: postsynaptic density. NCBI's taxonomy places the organism in Eukaryota, Metazoa, Chordata, Mammalia, Primates, Cebidae. The coding region runs from base 178 to 1617 and encodes 479 amino acids.
GCAGCCGGCCAAGUCCCCGGAGCCGAGCCUUCCUCCGCGCGAGCCCGGCGAGUCCGGCCGCGGAUGCCCUGCCCGGAGUGCUCCGUGCCGCGCCAGGCUUGCCAGGGUCCGCGGCGAGACAUGCCCGAGCCAGGCGCUGCCCCGACCUCGACUUAUCUGUAAGCAGCGUAAGGAACCAUGGUCAGUAAGGACACCGGCAAAUGCAUACUCACAGCGUCGGAGAGUGAAGUGGAACCUGCCGCCUGCCUGGCCCUGGAGAUGAAAUACGCCCUGGACCCCAACCGGCAGAUUAAAAAACGCAACAAAGCACUGCAGGUGCGGUUUAAGGAUAUCUGCGAGGCACAGAAUGAGCAGAGGGACACACAGCUGUCCUCCGGCCAGCUGGGGGAGAGGCGGGAGGCCAAGCCCGUGUCCUGCAGAACAGCCUACCGCAAAUACAUGACAGUGCCCGCGCGCAGGUCCAUCCCCAACGUCACCAAGAGUACAGGUGUGCAGACCUCGCCAGACCUUAAGAAGUGUUACCAGACCUUCCCUCUGGACCGCAAAAAGGGGAACCUUAAAAGCCUCCCUGCUGCAGAUCCCUUUAAAAACCAAAACAAUGGGUUUCUAACAGAUGCAAAAGAGAAGAACGAGGCUGGACCCAUGGAGGAGGCCCGGCCAUGUGGGGCAGGGCGCGUGCACAAGACCACAGCCUUGGUUUUCCAUUCUAACGAACACAUGAAUGCAGUGGACCAGCCUCUGGGGGUCAACUGCACAGAGCCCUGUAAAAGCCCGGAGCUGCUCAGCUAUGGCGAAGCUGCGCUCCAGAACUCCACUCGGCCCCCCUCCGAAGAGCCCAAUUACCAGCUGCUCGGGAGGGCCAAGCACGACCGGGCGAGGCCGAACUCCGAGGAGCCCGCUCCACCUGCCCUCGGGAGGGUGUUUAAAACAGAGGUUGCCACCGUUUACGCACCCACCCUCAGUGCCAGGGCCCCUGAGCCUGGUUUGUCAAACUCUGCGGCCGCCAGCCAGUGGUCACUCUGCCCAGCAGAUGAGGAGCAGAGGAGAGCCACACAUCUCAAUGGGCUCCAGCCGCCCUCGGGCACUGCCCUGGCCUGCUCACCCCCCGUGCAGUGCCUGUCCCCCGAAUGUAGCGAGCAGCCCUUGCAGACUCAAACCCCGCCGGGGCUGGGGAACCAGCCUAGUCCCACAGCGGUUGCUGCAGGUGAAGAAUGCCAACAAAUCGUGCCUCAUACAGAAGUGGUCGACCUCAAAGCACAACUUCAGAUGAUGGAGAACUUGAUCAGUUCAAGCCAAGAAACCAUCAAAGUGCUCCUGGGGGUCAUUCAGGAGUUGGAAAAAGGAGAGGCCCAUCGGGAAGGGCUUUCAUAUCGGACGGGGCAAGACACAGCUAAUUGUGACACAUGCAGGAACAGUGCAUGUAUUAUCUAUAGUGUGGAGCUGGAUUUUAAGCAGCAAGAAGACAAACUCCAGCCAGUUCUGAGAAAACUCCACCCUAUUGAGGAAACUCAGGUCAUACCUUCGCCUUAUUCUCAGGAGACUUACUCCUCAACUCCCAAGCAAAAAUCCAAAACUGAAUCUAAAAAGCAUGGAAGAUGGAAACUCUGGUUCCUUUAACACUCACAGUAUCUGGAGUCUCAAGGCCGUCUUUAGAACCCACUGGAGUUUAAGUCAAUACUUUUCCAAAACAAAUAGGAUCGAGGGAACUAUGGUGCCAACUCAGGCAUCUCCCACUUCUCACCCUGCGUACCAAAAAGGCCUUUGUACCAACAGAUAAGCAACAGAAGCAAGGGAUUCCGUGUCACUCCUUGCCAGCUGUUCUUUGCAGUUCACUGAUGUGGGAUGUAAAAUCUGAAACGAAACUUAGAUAGUCAAAGAUGAUAAGUAAAAAUUUCCCCCCACCCCCAAUCUGCAAGUAAUACAUUAUCAACCUGCAAGAUGGCAGGCUGUCACCCUGUACACAGCUAUAACUCAUAAUUAUUUUCAAGCCUUGAUUUUUUCUUAAUAAUGAGAAGAAAAAGCAAGCCUUAUGUUUGCAAAGGACUUCAUUUUUACGUUUCAUUUUGCAAAUAAGCAGGGGGCGAGUGCAAUUUUCAGCACAUCAAAUUCCGGAGAAAGCACAAUUUUUUCAAGUGGUCGGAGACCAUGAAUAAUCUCUAAAAUGUGACUAUAUGUAUAUUUGCCUUCAUGUGCUAUAGCGCUAAGCCAAGUGACCACAUCUCAGUGUCACACUGACACCUCAAAUUUAGCAUCCUCUUCAUCUCCAGACUUAAUGACAUGUUUACUGCUCAUUUUCCAAAUGGCCAGCAGCCAGGAGUCCCCCAAAGUCAGGAUAUGCCUUUAAUCACUGCAAGUAGACAGGGUCAGAGCUAUUGGACACUAAGCUUUCUUAGAUCUCGUUUUUAAUGUUUUGGUACCCAAAGGCCAAAUGAUAUAUUCUGGCAAGAAUCUGAGAACACACAUAGAGAUACAUGAUGGAUAACAUAACCACCAAUAAAUCACAGGUGUUCUGUGCCAUGGCACACAGUGUUUUUGUGGAUCAAUCCUCUGAGACACUGUUCGCCAUGGUAAGCGCAGCCAGACAUUGUAUACAAUUUGUUAUGCUUUGUAACAAUGGUGGAAGACCUGACCAUCUCAAAGAGAUACAGCGUGUUUAGCUUAGCUGUUACCAAGGGACAAUGUCGCCUACCUUUAACCUAUUAGUAAGUUGUAUUAAACAACAUACUUAGGGGAAAGCUGUGAAUCAAAUGUUUUUAGGUAUUUUUUAAAUCAACAGUAACACUUAGAGUUCUCUCUUGAUUACACAUUGCAAUGUAAAUCUUAGUUCCUUUAUUUUUUCACUCAUUUCUUUGCACCUUUGCAAGUAUCUUUUUAUAGAAAUCAAAUCCCCUAGUCUACUAAUGACUUUGUCUGUCAAUUUUUUGAUUUUCACCGUAGGAAGUAGGGGUCUUACUUUGCCUUUCUUUUGUACAACUUCAAUUUUGGAUAGUUUGUGAAGAUACAGGAAAACCUAGUCUUGAAGUUUCUGUCCAGCAGUUUCACAUCUAGCGGAGUGCUGACAUGCACACCUCAUUGAUUAGAUGCCAAACACACAGUGGCUAACCUUGGUAAAAGGAUCUCACCUGCUUUUAUCAGAUUGGAGCUACUUCUUGCCAUGCAUUUUCCUCUUGACUCAACAGCAAAUCUGUUUUAGUUCUAAGUGUUUUGAUUCUACAGGGACCUAGUGAUCAGCUAUUAGAUCGGACCUUGAAAAAAAUGAAGAGUGUAUUGUGUAAACAUUCUUUGGGGGAUACUCAAACAAUACCGCAGUUGUAUGCUUUAAUUUAAAACACACAUGCACACACGUUUUGCAGAAACACUAUAUGAGGUUCAAAUCCCUGGAUAUCAGUAAACGGAACUGAGAAAUAUUUUUGUGCAAGAACAAUGAGGAAGUUGAUCCUGUAACAUGAAGGAAGUACAAUUGUUUCAUGUAGACUAAACAUUUAAAAAUGGGCUUCAUGUUUUUUAUACUGUUUUUAACUGAAGUUAUAAAAAUGUUUCCAACAAGUUAUCUUUCCUUAUGUUUUAAGAAUCCCAGCUAUCUCAGUAAAUUGAAAUAAGGGUGUUAGCAAUUUUCUAAUUACUAUUACAAAUCUGUCUAAACAAGAGGUGACAUCCUAGUACACAAAAUAAUGUCACUGUUUCAAACCAGUCUAGACCUAAACAAAAAACAGAUUAAAAUUGUCAGAGCCAAAAAGGAAAUUCUGAAGAUAAACUAAUUCCCCCUUAAAAGUUAAAGUGUGUUCAAAACAGAAAAAAUAUUGUCAAAAUCAUUUCAUAAUUUAAUUGCAACACAUCAUUAACAGAUGGAGAUUCUUCUCUUGGAAAGAUUCAAGGAAAAACUUUGAUACAAAACCAAGGUAAAACGUACAGUGUUCCCUCAUGUAGAUGUAUACAUGGCAUUACAUAUAGAUAUUAAAUUAUUAUACUUGUCAUUAAGUUCUUUAUUAAUUUUUAAAUAAAAAAAAUCAAAGAUGA